CUCCAGCUGAUGCAGCCCCGCUUGCUCCUUGCAUAUGGCUCCUUGCAUAGCGUUGCCAGCAAUUACACGUUGUUCCACAUGAGGGGCAAGGGCCACGACGAGCAAUAAGUGCCUAGCGUGCAGUCAUUACUCAAAACCAUACUGCUCCUGGGAUUGCUCCUGACAAAUCAUGCGAGGAGUCAUACUCGUGCAGAUCACAUGCGUCCUGCAAACCGGUGCGGCACUGCAGGCACCGCUACGUCGCCUCGCUCCAACCGUGUCAGUGACAGAUAAGCCGCUGCCGGUCGACACCCCCCGCGGCGACAUCGUGCUCGCUGCCGAGCCAUCAGUAGCGGUCGAGGCAGCGCCGGCCAGUUACGCCCGCGGCCUCGCGACGAUCGGCGGCAUCACGCUCAUCUUCGCGUCGAACAGCCCCGUGCUGCACGCCGCGACGAGCGGAGAUCACGCGCCGCCCGUGUUGCUGCUGAAUGCGGCCUGCGCGGUGCUGGCGCUCGCGGGCCUGCUCGUGUUCGGGCCGCUGGCCGCGCCGCUCGCGCCGACGGCGGCGGCGGACGCCACGCGCGCCGACGCGGAGGCGUGGCGCCGCGGCGGCGAAUUGGGUCUGUGGAAGUUCCUGGGCGCGACGGCGAAUUUGUACGGCCUCUCGCUGACGUCGUCGGACCACGGCGCGUUCCUGAUUCAGCUCACGACGCUCAUCGUGCCGCUGGUGCAGGGCGCGCGCGGGGUCCCGAUCCCGCCGCGGAUCUGGGCCGCCGUCGUCCUCGCCCUGACGGGUGUUUUCGUGUUCACGCUCGAUCCUGCCGCCGCCGCGACCGCCGCGUCGCAGCAAGGCGAUGCCCUUUGCGUGCUGGCCGCCAUUUUCUACGCGACCUAUGAUUUGCGGCUCUUCGAACACGGUUCACGCGUUGCACCAUUGACGCUGAUCACGACGAAGAUCACGGCGCAGGCCGGGCUCUCCGUGCUGGCGGCGGUCGCCGCGUGGUCCUCGGUCGGGCCGCAGCUCGACGCGUUCGACGGCGACCUCUGGCCGGUCGCCGCCGCCGCGAUCUGGUCCGGCGUGUUCGUGAACGCGUUCGCGUCCGUGCUCCAAGUCAGCGGGCAGCAGGCCGUCGGCCCGGCGCGGGCGCAGGUCGUGUACGCGUCUCAGCCCUUGUGGGCCGCGAUCCUCUCGCUGAUAUUCCUGGGAGAGACCGUCGGCGUCGAGGGCUGCGUCGGCGGUGCGCUCUUCAUCGCCGCAUGUUUCCUCGCGGCGACGGCGCCCGAGCCCGAUCCGAAUUGCGGGGUCGAAAAUUGUGAGGUCUAGUGUGUAAUUCGUCGUACGUGCC
This is a messenger RNA of Pelagomonas calceolata, 1325 nucleotides long. NCBI's taxonomy places the organism in Eukaryota, Pelagophyceae, Pelagomonadales, Pelagomonadaceae. The record is from the annotation of a GenBank genome assembly.